Messenger RNA from Zootoca vivipara (common lizard), 9665 nucleotides. The record is from RefSeq and is a predicted model, not a curated record. Lineage: Eukaryota; Metazoa; Chordata; Lepidosauria; Squamata; Lacertidae.
GCGCGGCGUGGAGGGGGCGAGGCGGGUCCGAAGCAAAACCCGGCGGAGCCGCUCCCGGAUCCCCAGCCCAACCCAGGCAGCCGCCCGCCCGCCAACCCCGUGCGGGCAAGGCUCGCCUGGCGCCGCCGUCCUGGACUGCGGUUCUCUGCCGCCCCGCGCCCUUUCCUCCUUUCCCCUCCAACCCUCGCCGGACCUGGGUGGGGCAGCCCCUGUGCUCUGGGUGGGAGAGGGCGGUGCACCCGAAGAGGCAAGGCUCUUCCCUGGGGCUGGGAAUGGAAGGGCUCCGGCUUGCCCGGGUGCAGGACAAAGCGCCCUCCCUUCCCCGCCGUGCCUGCGCUUGGUGCAAGGCAGGCGUCGCUCUCGCGAAGGGGGCGUGUGGAGGUGGCCUGCGAUUCGGAGAGGUGCGGGACCCGCAGGCAGCGCUUUCUCCCGCGGAUUGUGCCCCCUCUCUGGCGCCCGCUUGGUCCUUUUGUGCCACAUACACAAGGUCACACGCACGCGCGCGGACCUUGGGGAAAUUCGGCAUAUCUGGCAUGUCCUGUUCUUGCAGUCGCGUUUUCCCAAUGCAUUGAAACAAUGUGGGUUUCUUUGAAAUAAACAUUUAAAAUGCUCUUUUUAAAAAAUCUCCACUCGCCCCGGUUGAGAAGUAGAUCUGGUAGAAUAGCUUGCUGAUUAUGCCGAUGAUAUUAUAUUCUGUUCUCAUGAUAUUUUAAAUAUUAAAUAUAUGCUUGAGUCAGGUAUUUCCCCCAUUCUCCAAUCAUCCAUUUGGUUAUAAGGAGUUACUAUUGGAACUGUAUUUCAUCCUCUGAUGUGGAUGGGCUGGCAAAGGUUUCUUAGCCAGGCAGAUGCAUCCAGUGGCAUAAAUUGCUCUCUUUUUAUUACAUUUUUCAAAAUACUAGUUUAAUCAUGCGGGUCAUGUCCAUGUUUGAAAAUAAAUGUGAAAACUGCAAGUUUAACUGGUUUUAAUAAAAAAGACAUAGAAUGCAGAUGCAGUGUUUCUUGACCUGUUUACCUGGAUCGAGGGCCACAUACUACACCGUGUCAAAAAUAUUAACAUGUCAGAAAGGAGUGUGGGAAGUGACCCGUCAUGUGUGGUUUGUAAAAUCCCCAAGAUGGAAUUUAGAGUAGGAUUAUUGUUCAUGUACUAAUCUGAUAUGGGGGUGGUGACUUUUAUUUCCAAUUUUUGGAUUAAUACUUUGCACUCUGGCUUGUGUAAUGUCAUGGAGUGUUUUCAAGGGAAACUGCCGAUUUCCAUAGUGCAUUUAUUUUUUCCACUUCACACAUGCUGAGGAAGUUAAUUAAGGCUACAUGUUCCAACAACUGUUGAUAGUAGAUAUAAAGGGGGAGGUAUGUUUGUUCAAUAAAUUUUAUGGUUUAAUGGUGCCCACAGCGUACUUGAUGAUUGAUACAUUCAACUACAAGAUGCAUGGGUGCCAUUGUAUGGUCCUAAAACACCAUUGGAACCCAUGAAGUUAACUAUUAGAGGGCCAUUUAAGUUGGCAAAGAUGCUUCAAAAUAAUCUCAUAUAAAAUUGAAACCAAUACUAUAAUAUUCAAUAAGUGAGCAAAAUAAAAUAUUGGAAAGCAUUUUUCUUGUUUCCUUGCACAAAUUCAGAUAAUAGUUAAUCCAUUAAUCCACUUGCAGUCUCUUUCCUCUCCUGUUAUUGAUGUAAAUAAACUUUCUCUAAUACCUUUAACCGUGCAAAUACUUGCACGUUUAUUUAUCUUAAAAUCUCAUCUAGUUGAAGGAUUAGCAUUGGACUGUUUACUAAGUAUCAGGUGUCUGUUUUCUCAGCUAUACUCAGAUAUGAUCUCACUCUUUUGAUGCUGCUUUUUAAAUUAGUUCCUCACCUAUCUUGCCCUAAGAAAAAUGUACCAAUUAGCAGUUUACUGCAAGUUAUUAUCUGUGUUUAUUCACUGAUGCUAUUUCUGUAGUCAUGUAGCCUUGAUAUCAGUAUGAUUAUUCAUUUAUAUUUUUUUCAAAAUGAAAGCAUUGCAAUAAAAUUAAUUAGUAUGGUGCAUUUGAAUUUUGCCUUGCGUGUCAAUGGGAAGCUAAUGUAUUAAAAAUACGAAAAAGAAGAAAAGAAAAACCAUAGUGCUAACAGCAGUUAAUAAGCACUGAAAAUUGCCACAAAUGUAUAAAUACUGCAACCAAGUAUAUUGACUCUGUAUUGACUGCUUUUGUCAACAUGUUGAUUUGCAACUUAAAGACUGUAUAGUGCAGUGUUUCAGACACCCUUCCCACCUGUCAUCUAUAUGGCUCAGCUGGUUAGUGUGUGGUACUGAUAAUGCCAAGGUUGUAGGUUCGAUCCACAUGUGGGGUAGCUGCACAUUCCUGCAUUGUAGGGGGUUGGGCUAGAUGAUCCUUGGAACUCUUCCAACUAUGAUUCUAAUUUUGGACUGUCCAGGGUUCAUUCUUGUCAUACCACUUGUGUCCCAAAGUCAAUGUUUGGGACAGUAGUACUAGAGCAGGGUUUCCCAAACUUGGGUCUCCAGCUGUUUUGGGACUACAAUUCCCACCAUCUCGUGACUACUGGUCCUGCUAGCUAGGGAUGGUGGGAGUUGUAGCCCAAAAACAGCUGGAGACCCAAGUUUGGGAAACUGUGCUAGAGGAAGGUGGAGGUCAAAACACAAUUAUAGUCAAGUCUGCUCCUUUUCCUGGACAUGUCUUGUUUAGGAUCCUGGUGCUUCUGGGAUGUUUACAAGCAGGGUGUAAUGGCAUGCGAUAUUCAGAAGAAUACUCCUGGGUAUGGAGGCGCCAUUUAGCUGUCAUAUAUUAGCUAUGGAGAGAAUAUCAUUUGAAUUUAAUCACUUUUUGAGCCAUCCAAGCUAACAGACUUACGGGGUACUUGUUACAUAAGAUACACACUUGAAAUGAUUUGCCCACAAAUCAAAACAACAUGAGAGUCAAAAUAGUGUUUCCAGAGAGCUAGGAUUAGUUGUACUGGGCAUCCAUGGACAUCAAUGUUGUGGAAAACAUGUUUGCUGCUACAUAAAAUUGUGAAGCACCCCUUAUUCACUUAGUCCAGGCAUGGCCAAACUUGACCCUCCAGAUGUUUUUGGGACUACAACUCCCAUCAUCCCUAGCUAACAGGACCAGUGGUUAGGGAUGAUGGGAAUUGUAGUCCCAAAACAGCUGGAGGGCCAAGUUUGGCCAUGCCUGACUUAGUCCCUAUAUCUAUUAGGAGAAACAUCCUGUGCCCUACAAGUUCAGAGGUAGUUGGUGAAUAUCAUGCUUAACCACAUGGGCGUUCUAGGUAAUUAAGCCAAAGUGAACUGCCAGGGUCCUUUAUGCUUUCAGGUAAAUAUACACAAAUAAAAAAUGAUUACUGGAAAUACAGGUGAAACUUGGAAUAUUAGAAUAUCGUCGAAAAGUGCAUUUAUUUCAGUAAUGCAACUUAUUAUUUUUUAUUUUAAUUUCAAUUUUUACAAUUUUUCUUUUGGAAAUUCCACAGUAAUAAAACAAAUAGUUACAAUAAUACAAAAAUAAACAUCACUAUUACAUUUCAUUAAUUACAUUCCAUUUAUAAUUGACCGGCCUAACGACAAAUCAUUACAAGUACAACAAAUAAAGGCUUGACAUAUCCUGCUUUGUAUGUCAUGCAUCUAUCUCAUAUAUUGGUUUCACCUUUUAAGUUGUGUUACUGAAAUAAAUGCACUUUUCGGCGAUAUUCUAAUUUUACGAGUUUCACCUGUAAUUGAAAUCGAGCUCUUUCUGUUUUGUAGAUUGCCUCUCCAUAAGCAAAAGCUUAAGAGCCCUCUUAAGAAGUGCCAUUACUAUGCCCUUGCUUGUCUUUUCUGCACUCAGGAGUUUCAUUUCCAGAAGACGCCCAAAUAAAUACCAGUUUUGGCCCCUCUCCGUUUUUACCUAUUGCAGUUAUGUGCAAAACAUUUCAGAACAGAACCUGCUGUUUCUGAAAGUACCAGAUUGAAAGCUUAGAAGCGGUCGCCAAUGAUGGGUGGGGAGACUGAGUAUCUGAGUGAGCAGCAAGUGUCAUCUUAGAAAUAAAAACUUCAGACAUAUUCUUCAGAUUGUGGUGGAUUGUCUGUCGCUCCAAGUGUCUGUCGCCUCAAGGUGCAAUGUGUGAAUCCCAGUUGUACUAGUUUUGUACAAGAAAGCUGACAUUAACCCUUCCGCAAAAAGUAGUGUUUCUUGGGCUACCAGGAGCCUUCAGUUUUCUCGAUAGCAGCACCCCCUGUGGUUUGCAUGUCGUGCCAGGUCAAACUAUGGUUUAGCGCAGUGUUUCCCAAACUUGGGUCUCCAGCGGCUUUUGGACUACAGCUCCCAUCAUCCCUAACUUGCAAAACCAGUGGUCAGGGAUGAUGGGAAUUGUAGUCCAAAAGCAGGUGGAGACCCAAGUUUGGGAAACGCUGGUUUAGCAGGACCAUGCAGCCUCCAGGGAGGAGCUCACAGCUGCCUUGCCCUUCACUGGUCCUUUUCGCUGCCAUACUGCACUGAGCUGAACCAAAGCUGGACUGCAACAGUAAGUACUGGGCUCUGAGAAUCAUAUAAUUUCUGGAGAAUAUUGGGUCAUAAGAGAUGUGUAAUUCCUCCCCACAGAGGUGCAUCUGACACUUUCAUUGCAUUGCUUUUGUUGUAUGCUGAAGAUGCAUCUCUACCCUGUUCUUUUUACACUUGAGAUACAUAUAAUUUAGGACCCACUCUAGUUGUGAUAGAAAAUAUUUUUAGACUGUUUUCAGUGAUGUAUCUUAUAUUGAUAUAACCUGCCCUGGAACGUUCUGGUGAAGGGCAUAUAAAUCGUUGUAAAAUGAGCCAACAAUCCUGCCAUUUGCUGUUUCAGGAAACAGUACUGAGAAUAAUAACCCUUUACCAGCUGUUUGAUCCUUCCAAAUGUCCCAUUACAUGCAGAGUUUCAUAGGAACUUAUCGUGGAAAUCAAUACAUUUCAAAUUAUUACAUUUUGAUACUUUUGGGUGGUCUUAGGAGGUUUUCAUAUUUCCACAUAUGUUGAUCUCAUGUUUUUCUUUGCAACCUCAAAGCUAGGUACCUCACUUUUAUUUUUAUUUUUCAAGUGAAGGCCAUUUGUAAAUGGGAUUGGCUAGGGCUUUCCACCAUAUGUAUAAGAUCACAUGGAAUGGACAUGUGCCGUACAUAGCUCUGUAAAUGCUUUUUCCUGUAUGGAAGUUAUGUUUGUUUAGGGGACUUGUCAUGUUCUGCAACUCAGACACAAGGUUGAGUGUUAAAUUUUCAAGUUAUCGUGCACAGCGUUCUUAAAACAAUAACAUUAGUGGAUGGUGGGAAGGCUGUAGCUCAGAGAUAGAGCACCUACCAUCUCUAGGCAGUGCUAGGAAUAUCCCAUUUGAAACCCUGGAGAACUGCCAAUCAAUGUAGACAAUAUCUGACUGAUGGUCUGACUCAAUAGAAUGUAGUUCCUUUAAUGUUGUGAGUUAUGUUCUGUGUUUAACUGUAGGGAGUAAUAUAACCCUUUAGAAAUCAAUAGCAAAACUCCAGCCGAAUGUAACCUGGGGCCUGUUUUUAUCCAGCCUCUUCUAGGCGUAAAAAAGCACUUUCAUUAGUAUCUUGGAAUCCACAUAUUUCGGGUAGGUGAGCCUUUUGCUAUGAAGUGCCUAAUAGUCUCAUUGGAAUCUUUGUCUCUUCUGUUUUCAAAGGUCUCCGAAAUGGCAGAGGAUGGCAGCAAGGAGGCCGUGCUUAUCUGGUGUGAAGAUUGCAAUCAGCAUCAUGAUUCGGAAUGUCCAGAACUGGGCCCAGUGGUGAUGGUCAAAGACUCCUUUGUGCUAAGUCGGGCAAGAUCAUCCCUUCCCUCCAACCUGGAGAUCAGGCAAGUUGAAGAUGGGAUUGAAGGCGUUUUUGCAGUAACACAGCUGGUGAAGCGUACCCAGUUUGGCCCCUUUGAAUCAAAGAGAGUUACCAAACUGGAAAAGGAGUCAGCAUUUCCAUUAAAGGUUUUUCAGAAGGAUGGACCUCUAGUGUAUUUUGAUACAUCUAAUGAAGAUGAUUGCAACUGGAUGAUGAUGGUGAGGCCAGCCAACCAAUACGAACACCAGAACCUGUCUGCCUUCCAGCAUGAUAAUGACAUUUACUUCACUACAUCCCGGGACAUCCCACCAGGCACAGAGUUACGAGUGUGGUACGCCGCUUUCUACGCCAAAAAAAUGGAAAAGCCCGUUCUAAAGCAAGUUUCUAGCGUUGCCAAUGACGUUUGUUUAGUAGUGAUGGAAUGUGACCAAGAAGAAAACAAAAUUACUUCGAAGCCUCCCUGUUCCAGUGGCACUUAUUCUCUCAAAAAAUUAAAACUCUCACGUUCUAAACUUUCAGAGCAUCGCCGGAGUCACUUGGAGCAAGCCAAAGGAGCUCCACAGAGCAACCAAAAUGAUGCAGUUCCAGAAAAGGUUAUGGAGGCCCCCCCUGCAGACCAGCCCGUAGCCCGUGAAAGUGCCAACACCUCAGUGGAAGGGAAAAGAAAACCACGAAGGGGCAGGAAGCCCAAAGUGGCAAGACCAGAAACUCCCAUUGUGAUUGUGGACAAUAAAGACUCUUCUGAGGAACAUGUUGCUGAAAUUAUAACGGAGAUUCCACCUGAUGACAUAGCUCUUCCUCCUACAGAAGAAGCAAGGUUUAUGGAGGUGGUGUUAGCGAAGAUACCCAGUACUGCAAACAGUAGGAAUUCUAUAUCGAAGUUUUCUCACCAUCAAAGCUCCAUGUCCCUCAAGAGGAGCUUGCUCCUCUCCAGCCGACAUGGGAUGCGGCGCAAGAUGAUCAAGCAACUUGGGGAACACAAGCGCGUCUAUCAGUGUAACAUCUGCAGCAAGAUGUUCCAGAACAGCAGCAAUCUCAGCAGGCACAUCCGCUCUCAUGGUGACAAAUUGUUUAAGUGUGAAGAAUGUGCCAAGCUUUUCAGUCGAAAAGAGAGUUUGAAGCAGCAUGUUUCAUACAAGCACAGUAGGAAUGAGGUUGACAAUGAAUACAGGUACAAGUGUGCUACAUGUGAAAAAGCUUUUCGGAUAGAGAGUGCGUUAGAAUUCCACAACUGCAGAACAGACGACAAGACCUUUCAGUGUGAGAUGUGCUUCAGGUUUUUUUCCACAAACAGCAACCUCUCAAAACACAAGAAGAAACAUGGGGACAAGAAAUUUGCUUGCGAGAUCUGCAACAAGUUGUUCUACCGGAAGGAUGUCAUGUUGGAUCACCAGAGGAGGCACCUGGAAGGAGUGAGGCGUGUGAAAAGAGAGGACUUUGAGCACAGCACAGAGAACAUGGUUCGCUACAAGAAAGAACCUUCUGGGUGCCCUGUUUGUGGAAAGGUAUUUUCAUGUAGGAGCAAUAUGAACAAGCACCUCCUGACCCAUGGAGAUAAGAAAUACACCUGUGAGAUUUGUGGCCGCAAAUUCUUCAGAGUAGAUGUGCUCAGAGAUCAUAUUCAUGUUCAUUUUAAGGACAUAGCAAUCAUGGAUGACCACCAGAGAGAAGAGUUCAUUGGCAAAAUCGGAAUAUCUUCAGAGGAGAACGAUGAAAACUCAGAUGGAAGUGUGGAUUCUGAGCCUCACAAGUAUAGCUGCAAAAGGUGCCAGUUGACGUUUGGCCGAGGAAAAGAGUACCUGAAACACAUUAUGGAAGUUCACAAGGAGAAAGGCUAUGGCUGUAGCAUCUGCAACAGACGCUUUGCCUUGAAGGCAACUUACCAUGCGCACAUGGUCAUUCAUCGGGAGAACCUGCCAGACCCCAAUGUGCAGAAAUAUAUCCAUCCAUGUGAAAUCUGUGGAAGGAUUUUUAACAGCAUAGGGAAUUUAGAACGGCAUAAACUUAUUCAUACAGGUGUGAAAAAUCAUGCCUGUGAACAGUGCGGUAAAUCAUUUGCAAGGAAGGACAUGCUGAAAGAGCACAUGAGAGUCCAUGAUAAUAUUCGAGAAUAUCUGUGCGCAGAAUGUGGCAAAGGCAUGAAAACAAAACACGCCUUGCGGCACCACAUGAAGCUUCACAAAGGGAUAAAGGAGUACGAAUGCAUGGAGUGUCAUCGGAAGUUUGCACAGAAAGUCAACAUGCUGAAGCACUACAAAAGGCACACAGCAGGAAUCAAAGAUUUCAUGUGUGAGCUCUGUGGGAAGACGUUUAGCGAGAGGAAUACAAUGGAGACCCAUAAGCUCAUUCACACAGUGGGAAAGCAAUGGACAUGCUCAGUGUGUGAUAAAAAGUACGUCACAGAGUACAUGCUUCAGAAGCACAUUCAGCUAACUCACGAUAAGGUAGAAGCGCAGAGUUGUCAGCUCUGCGGGACGAAGGUUUCCACCAGAGCUUCAAUGAGUCGUCACAUGAGGCGAAAACAUCCAGAGGUGCUUUCAGUUAGAAUUGAUGACUUGGAUCAGCUCUCAGAAACCACAACUGUUGAUGCUUCAUCUAUAGGAAUUGUACAGUCAGACCUAGCCCUGGAACCGGGAGAGUUACCGGAAGGCAAGCAUAUGAAGGCUCAUAAACGUGGUCAUAAACGAAAGCAUAAGCCCGAUGAAGAGGAAGAAACCCAAGUGCCUGAGGAUUCUGCCUUCAGUGAAUACACAGAGAAAGAAGUGGAAUUCACAGGGAAUGUGGGAGAUGAGACCAAUUCAGCUGUGCAAAGCAUUCAGCAGGUGGUGGUGACUCUCGGAGACCCAAAUGUCACAGCCCCUUCUAGCUCUGUUGGCCUGACCAAUAUUAGUGUUACCCCCGUCACUACACCAGCUGGAACCCAGUUUACAAACCUGCAGCCUGUGGCUGUGGGCCACCUGGCUACUCCCGAGCGCCAGUUGCAGCUAGACAAUUCCAUCCUCACUGUGACGUUUGAUACAGUCACCGGUUCUGCCAUGUUGCACGGCAACCGCCAAAAUGAUAUCCAGAUACAGUCGCAGCCUGAGCCGGCAAACCCCCAGUCAGUCGCCCAUUUUAUAAACCUGACUACUCUGGUGAACUCCAUCGCUCCGUUAGGGAGCCAGAUAUCGGAACAGCAUCCCUUAACCUGGAGGGCGGUGCCUCAAACGGAUGCCCUUCAAACGCAGGCCCAGCCCACACAGCAGCAGCAGCAGCAGCAGCAGGCGGGGCAGCCACAGGUUCAAACAGAACAGCAGCAGCAGCAGAUGUACAGCUACUAACUUAUACUUGAAAGGAGACACCAAACUGUGAAGGGGCUUGUAGGAGCCCAUGGGACACAUACACCGAAGAAUCGAUUGCUGGAAACCAAACAGAGGUGGAGGAAAGAGCGCAUGCAAUAAGGGCAUGCUGAUGUUGGCCCAACAGCUUGAAAGGCAGAGGCCUUGAGAGUCGCUACCAACACCGCCAGCCCUGUUCAAAAUAUGGGGUGAAAUCAGCUGCUGGGAAUAGCGAGAAGUCUGAGGUCUUGGGGGUUGUGGUACAUUUGGCAAGGAGACAGGGAAAUAAGAAGCAGUAUCUUCUAAAACCGCACAGCAAGAGCGUUUAAGUGUAACGGUCACACUGAGUUAGGUUGCGACUAACUUGACAGCGGGAUGUAAGGAUGGAAUUGAGCAAAUAAGAAAUGUUUUUGUUUUCCUUAGACCAUUCCUGUAUCUAAUGGAACGUUUGGGAAAAAUAAGUGGGUGGGGAUAGUCCGUGAUGUGAAAUAUGCCUCAUUUCAUGAAUCAUUUCCAUGUUGGUGGUGAAGAACCCACUUUACCAGUAAGACAGCUUGGGUUGUCACCUGGG